Messenger RNA from Mauremys reevesii (Reeves's turtle), 1421 nucleotides. It is a transcript of the gene TSC22D4, whose product is annotated as TSC22 domain family member 4. Gene Ontology annotation, biological process: response to osmotic stress; regulation of transcription by RNA polymerase II. The transcript has 5 exons. NCBI's taxonomy places the organism in Eukaryota, Metazoa, Chordata, Testudines, Geoemydidae. The record is from RefSeq and is a predicted model, not a curated record. The coding region runs from base 278 to 1201 and encodes 307 amino acids.
CAGGCGAUGCUGGCGAAGGCCCCGCGGUCCUGCAGCUGGAACUUCACCACGGGCGGCGCCGCCGCGGCCUUGGCCCCGGCCCCCUUGACGCUCUCGUAGGCCGGCGGGCGCUUCAUCCCCCCGCAGGGGGCCGGGUGAGCUACAAUCAGGGGGGCACCGUAGCCCCCCAUUUGCCGUGCCGCCUGCGGGGAUGUCGCCGCCCCCGGCUCUGUGUCUGGCCGGAGACCCUGGCACGGGCCCGGCACAGCCUCGGCCCCGGUGAGCCGGCGCGGGGACCAUGAGCGGCGCCCGGAAGAAAAGCAGCUUCCAGAUCACCAGCAUCACCAGUGAGUUUGAGCCGCCGGUGGUGCCGCCCGCCGUGGAGCCGCCAGAGGACACGGCUGCGCUGCGCAAUGGGCCGCCCGGCGCCGCCUCCCGCUUCCGCCUGGUGAAGCUGGACCAGGGCCCGGGCGAGCCCUUCAAACGGGGCCGCUGGACCUGCCUGGAGUUCUACGACCAUGACCCCGAGCACCAGGCCGUGGGGCGGCUCCUGGGUGCCCCCCGGCACCCACAGUCCCUCGACUCCCGCCUGGAGCUGGCUGGGCUGCUGCCCAAGCCCCACGGCUACUCCAGCCUUCUGCCGCCGCGCGGGCACGGCCACUCCCAGGGCACGGCCCAUCCCAGCGAGCAUCUGCCCCACUCGCUGGGGGGCGGGGAGAGGACACCCGGGGGCAGAGCUCACAGCCAUGGGGCUGCUGCAGAGCCGAGCCUGGGGGUCGAAGAGCUGCUGCUGCCCCACAGCCUCGCCCAGCGCAUCCGGAGGGAGGUGGAGGAGAGGCACAAGAUGCCACCCCGAGGCUCCCGCCCCUCAUCCCCGGCCCCCCCAUUCUUCCGGGAAGGGAGCCCCGUCCGGAGGGGGUCAGACCCCUUUGGAAGCCACCUCAGCCUGGCCCGCUCCAUGUUCGCUAUGGGGGGCCACCAGGACAGCGACGAUGAAAGCGGCUCAGGCAGCAGCAUGAUCGCCAUCGACAACAAGAUCGAACAGGCCAUGGACCUGGUGAAGAGCCACCUGAUGUUGGCGGUGCGGGAGGAGGUGGAGGUGCUGCGGGAGCAGAUCAAGGAGCUGGCCGAGCGCAACGCGGCCCUGGAGUGGGAGAACGGGCUCCUGCGCUCCCUGGCCAGCCCCGAGCAGCUGGCCCAGCUCCGCCGCCCCUCGGCCUGACCCCCACCGGGGCACCGCACGCUACGAUCCCGCACAUGUGAAGGGAGCUGCAGGGGCCUGGCUACUAACACAGCACGUGCCUUGGGGGACGGGAUGGAGCCAGGACGCCUGGGUUCUCUCCCCGGCUCCGGCAGAGCAGGGGGUCUGGGAGCCAGGACUCCUGGGUUCUCUCCCCGGCUCCGUCAAAGCAGGGAGGGCUGGGAGCCAGGAUGCCUGGGUU